ACGAACAAAGGCGACCAGCUGGCAGGAGCAGGAGAGCGAGGACACCACACUCACACGCACUGAGAACCAUGGGAAAGAAGGACAUCAGCAAAGCUGCCAAGCUACUCUCUGAGGAGGAUCUCGGGCUUUUGUUUUCGGCAGGCGUCCUGUUUCUGGCCGACGCCAACAGCGAUGGCUUCAUCGAGCUGUCCGAGCUGGAGCAGUGGGUUUCGGAGACGCUGGGGCUAGACGAGGAGGAUGCAGCGGACAUGAUGCUCGAGUUUGAUGAGGAUGAGUCCGGUAAGCUCGACAUGGGCGAGUUCCUCAACCUCAUCCAGUCGCGGGAGGAGUUUGAGGACGCGCUGGUGCCCAAGGGCGCGUCGCUCGAUGAGAAGAAGAUGAAGGCGAUCAUCUGGGCGUACGAGCAGUUUGACGCCGACGACUCGGGCGCGCUCGACGAGGCCGAGUUUCUUGACGCCAUGCGCGCGCUGAUGCCGUCGAAGAAGCUCAAGAAGGCGGUGACCGAGGAAGAGCUGCACGAGCUUUUCGAGGACAUGCUCGACUCGGACGACGUGACCCUUGACUUUCCGGCCUUUAUCCUCGCCUACACCUACUUCCGGUUCGGGCAGGAGGCAGCGGGCAACCUGGUCUCGUCGACCAACUACCACAGUGUGAUGGGCGGUGGGUACUCGGCAUCAUACAGCGAGUCGUACUCUAAUGAUGCGUCGUCCGAGUCGUCCAAGGUGGCGUUCAAGGACACUGUUUCGGACAAGGACAAGAAAAAGGCGGCGAAGAAGCUCAAGGUCGACGACCUUGCGAUUCUUGCCCAAUUUGCGUCGUUCUUUACCGCAGACACCGACGAGGACGGCCGCAUCUCGCAGGACGAGCUGUUUGUGCACCUCGAGUCGGCGUUUGACAUUGACAACGACCGGGCCGAGGAGAUCUUUGACGAGUUUGACCUCGACAACGAUGGCUACCUCUCGCUGGGUGAGUUUGUCGAGUGGUUUGUGACCUCAGAUGUGGCGUCCGACUUUCCCAAGUCGGCCAAGAAGCUUGACACCGCCAAGGCCGCCCUCAUCCUCGACGUACUUGCCGUCUUUGACAACAACGACGACAAGGUCAUCGAUUUUGACGAGUUUAAGGAGGCGCUCUCCCUGUUCUUUACCCCCAAGGAGAUGAAGAAGAUCGAUCUCAACUCGGCUGAGGACGUUGAGUCGAUGUUUGAGUUCUCGUGCUGGAUGUUUGACGCCGACGCUCUUCGCUUUGUCGACUUUCUUCUCAUCCUCAUCGGCCUUCGGUUCUCGGCCUCGGAUGCUGAGGACGUUGCUGAGUCGAUUGCACCUGCUGACGCCAAGAAGGGUAAGAGCAAGGGCAAGGGCAAGAAGGGCGGCAAGAAGAAGGGUGGCAAGAAGGGCGGCAAGAAGGCCGCUGCUGUUGCCUCGGCCGGGUCGGAGGACUCGGCAGACGCCAAGAAGGGCAAGAAGGGCGGCAAGAAGAAGGGUGGCAAGAAGGGCGGCAAGAAGGCCGCUGCUGUUGCCUCGGCCAGGUCGGAGGACUCGGCAGACGCCAAGAAGGGCAAGAAGGGCGGCAAGAAGGGCGGCAAGAAGGUCGCUGCUGUUGCCUCGGCCGGGUCGGAGGACUCGGCAGACGCCAAGAAGGGCAAGAAGGGCGGCAAGAAGAAGGGUGGCAAGAAGGGCGGCAAGAAGGCCGCUGCUGUUGCCUCGGCCAGGUCGGAGGACUCGGCAGACGCCAAGAAGGGCAAGAAGGGCAAGAAGGGCAAGAAGGGCGGCAAGAAGGUCGCUGCUGUUGCCUCGGCCGGGUCGGAGGACUCGGCAGACGCCAAGAAGGGCAAGAAGGGCAAGAAGGGCAAGAAGGGCGGCAAGAAGGGUGGCAAGGGCAAGAAGGCAAGUGUCUCGUCGGAUGCGUCCGAUGACGACUCGUUGGCUGCGUCGGCCGCCCCGUUUGCUGACGUCAAGGCCAGCAUCGACUCGGUGUCGGAGAAGAAGAAGAAGAAGGCUGGCAAGACGCUGCGCGAAACCGACUUUGAGCUCAUCCUCCUCGCCGCCGUGUUCUUUGACACCGACGCCGACGGCGAUGGCCGCGUCUCGCGCGAAGAGCUGCUUGAGUUCAUCGACGAGAACGACGUUGUUGACGACGACGACGUCGACGUCAACGAGCUAUUCGACAAGUUUGACGUCGACGCUGACGGCACGCUCGACAUGCCCGAGUUCAUCACCUUUAUGGCCGGCCUUGAUGACGAGGAGGACCUGGAUGUGACGGGCCUGGCUCUGCCCAAGGCCGCACUCUUCCUCGACGCCUUUGACGCCUUUGACGCCAACGAAGACGGCAUCCUCGACGAGGACGAGGUUAAGGAGAUCGCCAAGUACUUCCUCACCAAGAAGGAGAUCAAGCAGAUGGACAAGGGCGGCCUUGAAGAGUUUGCCGAGAUGUUUGACGUGGAUGAGAAUGGCCUCACCGUCGCAGACUUCUUUGCCCUUGUCGCCGGUCUCCGCUUUGGCUGGGACUUUGUCAUGGGCGCCUAUGGCAUGGACUCCAACUCGGGCUCUGACUCGGGUUCCGACUCGGGCUCCGGCUCAGCCUCGUACUCGGCCUCGUACUCGGCCUAAGGCUCAUUCUGACCCAGUCGCACGAUGAUGCAGUCGUGCAUGAGCGAGUUUACCCUCCCUAUUUUCUAUCCCCCUUCCCUCUCUCUCUUUCUCUUUCUUUCUCCCUAGUUCUCUUUAUCAAACAGAACCAACCCUCU
Thecamonas trahens ATCC 50062 is the source of this 2743-nucleotide messenger RNA. RefSeq lists its product as uncharacterized. Bases 69 to 2606 code for a protein of 845 amino acids. The record is from RefSeq and is a predicted model, not a curated record. The transcript has 2 exons. Gene Ontology annotation, molecular function: calcium ion binding. NCBI's taxonomy places the organism in Eukaryota, Apusomonadida, Apusomonadidae.